CGAGAAGGGAAGGCAAGCGAAGCAACCACACCAGGCACCAAGGCACCAACCAACCGCGCGUCGAAGCUUCUGGGCCACGCCGCCACAAAAGCCGAAGCGGAAAGGAAAAGCCUCCCUCGAUGCCUCCUCUCCUCGCCUCCACCUCCUCCACGUCCCCUCUCCUCCUCGCCUCUCGCCUCCGCGGAGGCGGCGGCUGCGGCUGCGGCGGCGCCCCUCUCCUCCACCGGACGCGCCGCGGCUUCCUCGCGCCGAGCACCACCACCACCCAGACGACGAGGACGAGUUUCGCGGCGAUGAGCUGGCUCGGGAAGCUGGGGCUGGGCGGGCUGGGGGGAAGCCCGCGGGCGUCGGCGGCGUCGGCGGCGCUGGCGCAGGGCCCCGAUGAGGACCGCCCGGCGGCCGGGAACGAGUUCGCGCAGUUCGGCGCCGGGUGCUUCUGGGGCGUGGAGCUCGCGUUCCAGCGCGUCCCCGGCGUGACUCGCACCGAGGUGGGAUACAGCCAGGGGAACCUCCACGACCCGACCUACGAGGACGUCUGCACCGGCGCCACCUACCACAACGAGGUCGUCCGCGUCCACUACGACGUCUCCGCCUGCAAGUUCGACGACCUCCUCGACGUCUUCUGGGCGCGCCACGAUCCCACCACGCCCAACCGCCAGGGUAAUGAUGUUGGGACCCAAUACAGGUCAGGUAUCUACUACUACACCCCUGAGCAGGAGAAGGCGGCAAGAGAAUCUCUGGAGAAGCAGCAGAAGCUUCUGAAUCGGACGAUUGUCACUGAAAUUCUUCCUGCAAAGAGGUUCUACAGGGCAGAGGAGUACCACCAGCAAUACCUUGCGAAAGGCGGUCGCUUCGGGUUCAGGCAGUCUGCGGAGAAGGGUUGCAACGACCCCAUCCGUUGCUACGGGUGAAGGGCAAGUUUGAACCAGAACGCCACACAAGAACAGUGCUUGAAUAAGGAUAAAUAAUAGCCAGACAAAAAUUAUGCAGCAUAAUACUAUUUUGUUACCUUUGUUUGUAUCAAUCCAUCGAUUGUAAGAGAUGAGCUGAACCUGGACCAUGAUACUUGCCGCUGAUUAUGUACAAACCACCUUAGAAAACUUGAUAUAGUAUUAUCCUUUUCGAUGCGGGAAGAAAACCACUUUUUCUGAUUGAAUUCA
Messenger RNA from Oryza sativa Japonica Group (Japanese rice), 1160 nucleotides. NCBI's taxonomy places the organism in Eukaryota, Viridiplantae, Streptophyta, Magnoliopsida, Poales, Poaceae. The record is from RefSeq and is a predicted model, not a curated record.